This is a messenger RNA of Panicum hallii, 1289 nucleotides long. RefSeq names its product transcription factor bHLH74-like. The record is from RefSeq and is a predicted model, not a curated record. NCBI's taxonomy places the organism in Eukaryota, Viridiplantae, Streptophyta, Magnoliopsida, Poales, Poaceae. The coding region runs from base 308 to 1258 and encodes 316 amino acids. The transcript has 11 exons. Gene Ontology annotation, cellular component: nucleus. Gene Ontology annotation, biological process: regulation of DNA-templated transcription. Gene Ontology annotation, molecular function: protein dimerization activity; DNA-binding transcription factor activity.
CAACCCUCUGCCAGAGGGCAAGAAGGAAUCAUUUCACCUCAGUGGCAGGUAACAAACACCACUUAGCAGCAGGCUCCCUUCUUGCCCUUUUGCUUCCGCAUCCUGUCCUUAAAAUCUUUCACCACCCCCUGCCCUCGCGGUCAAAUUUGCGAUCCAUACUUGGGGAGGGGCCAAGAAACCAAGCCGUCUCUCUCUCCAACGCGCUCCAGCGCCAGGUGAAAUUGGUGGCCAGCCUCUUGGAGUUGAAGUUUCAUGUGAUUCGGCGGUCAGGGGAUUAAGGAACGUUGGUAUUUCUGGACAAUUGGAGAUGUACUCAGGCCAGCAAUCUGAUCAAUGUCCUAGUGCAAAUAGUGGCAGAGAAUUCUCCGAGGCAAAUUGGAAUACUGUCACAAUGCAUCAGAAGAUGGGCUAUAACAGUGGACCGUAUGGAUUUGGACCUUACAGUAUGGGUUUAGAAGAAAGACCAGGAUUGUAUCAAUCUUCAUCUGGUACAUUCAGUCAGAACAUCCAAAUGAGUGAUGAGCAUAGCGGGAGUGUGAAGAAGAGGAAAGGAAUGGAUGAUUGCGUUGCGAUGUUGCAAAAUGCUGGUGAUCAACAAACAGAAGGUUCUUCUCAGCCAGAAAGGAAUUCAUUGGAGGGGAACAGAAAGAUUUCGCCCAAAAUGCAAAGCAAGGAAGGUUCUUCUGAUGGCGAUGGUACUAAAGAGGAUUAUGUUCAUGUCCGGGCAAAGCGAGGCCAAGCCACUAACAGCCACAGCCUUGCAGAAAGACUGAGGAGAAAAAAGAUAAGUGAGAGAAUGAAGCUGCUUCAAGAUCUUGUUCCUGGAUGCAGUAAGAUCACUGGCAAGGCAGUCAUGCUUGAUGAGAUUAUCAACUAUGUGCAGUCAUUGCAACGGCAAGUCGAGUUCUUGUCAAUGAAACUAGCAACUGUCAACCCAGAGCUUGGUUUUGACAUUGAGCAGAUUCUAUCCAAACAAAUGAUGCUUUCACAAGACAGACAUUUUGCUUUCUAUGGAGCGGAUGCAGGAUCAAGCAGCCUUGCUUCUCAGUUUAGCCAAGGAAUCAUGCAGCCAGAAAUGAUGUGCAACAUUUCCAAUCCUGCUGAUGUUUUGCAGGGAACAAUUCAUGACGUCUCGACAAUGAACCAGAUACCUGCAAUGUGGGAAGGACUUCAAAACCUGCCGCAGAUGAACUUCAACCUUGGUGUGGCAGCCGAUAGCAGCGCCAACAACUCUGGUUCCAUGAAGAUAGAACAGUGAGCUGCCGACAUUGCUCCCAAAUUGUUCUGUG